This is a messenger RNA of Anneissia japonica, 3544 nucleotides long. RefSeq lists its product as uncharacterized. The transcript has 8 exons. The record is from RefSeq and is a predicted model, not a curated record. The coding region runs from base 11 to 2443 and encodes 810 amino acids. Gene Ontology annotation, cellular component: extracellular matrix. Gene Ontology annotation, molecular function: protein binding. NCBI's taxonomy places the organism in Eukaryota, Metazoa, Echinodermata, Crinoidea, Comatulida, Comatulidae.
UUCCAGAAGUAUGAGUCUGAACCGUAUCGAUCUGAGCUCACAACAAAAUAGAAACGUGUUUCCCCAUUCGCUGCGGCUGUUGUUUAUAGGCAAAAAUGAAAUACAAUCAAUUUCAAGAAAGCAUUUCUGUGGAUUAAGAUCCCUGACAGUGUUAUACAUUUACCUGAAUAAGAUAUCGUAUAUAGAAGAUGGAUCUUUCAAUGGAACCAGUCUCACAGAUAUAUAUAUUCACGGAAAUAAUCUCCACAAAAUCACAAGUGAAAUGUUCAAAGUACACACUGAAUCGCUUAAGUAUAUUUUUCUGUUUAAUAAUCCGAUCGAAGACAUAGACCAAGGCGCGUUCUCUCAUCUGGCACCGAAUUCAACAGUGUAUUUGGACUGUGGAAAUCUCAAAUAUAUUCCAUCGAAAAUAGCAGAACACACAAACACAAGUUGUGUCGGAGAUAAAACAGUCCUCACUUUGAGUGCGAAUUAUGAUUCAGUUAAAUAUUUAUAUGGUAUGACGUGCUCAACUAGUGAUAAUAAUACGACAUGUCAACCCUGUAGUCCUGGUUCAUACGGGAGACUUCAAGACUCAGGCUGUUAUAUUUGUCCAGCAGGUGGUUUUUAUCAAGACAAUCAUGGAUAUGUUGACACUGGUAAUUACACAACCGACUGUAACCGGUGUGUAAAUGGAACAUUUUCCUCUGAACCUGGAGCUACCUCAAUAUUUUAUUGCAAGGCAUGUCCAUCGGGAACCAACACAGAGGUAAUGGCAGAACUUGAAGCAUGUGCAUGCUUAGAAAACUUCUAUCGCACUUACCGCUACGGCGCAUGUAAGCCGUGCCCCGAAGGCGUUAACUGCACAGGUGGUUACCAGAAAUUGAAAGAGGGCUACGGAUGGUCGUGGAAUUUUACAAGUUAUCCUGAUAGUUUAGAUGAGUACAGACUAUUUGUCCAUAAUCUUACUACUUCCAAUUUCAAACUUUCUGAACCUAAUACUUUAAAUGACACAGUGUACACAGGAUAUCUACCGGCAGCCCACAAGUGUCCACGAAGCGAGAGUUGCCUUGGUGGAAAUAUUGAAGCAAAGUGCUCGGAAGGUUAUUCUGUUAAUGUUUGGUUAUGUGCUGUGUGCAGUGAUAAUUAUUACGAAUUAUUUGACAAGUGUUACAAAUGUCAGGAUAAACACAUCAUAAUAAUUGUUUUGAUAUUGAUAACUUUGGUGGUCGUAUGUGUUUCGUACUUAGUGUGGAAACUGGAUAAACGAAGACCCCAGGCAAUGCGCAACGAUGCAUUCGUGAUUCAUCUCAAAAUCGCCAUCAAUUUCUAUCAGGUUCUGGGUAUUCUAUCUGAAGUUAAUGAAAUACAUUGGCCAGAUUCGUUUCAAUCUGUUGGAGAGAGUCUCCAGUAUCUUGAUAUAAUACGUUAUUUAAAUCUUCUGAGCCCCAGUUGUAUAUUUCAUGGUGUUUGGAAUGCUUACACAUUUUUGUAUAUCGCCAUUGCAACACCAUUCACUAUUAUUUUGUUAACAUCAAUCGUCUUCUUCAUCCUGCGCAUUUACAGAUGGUACAAAGAGGAUCACUCUGUGCAUCACUUAACGGAUAAAUUCCUGUCGAUUACAAUGAUGAUGCUGUAUUUAACCUAUGCAAACACUUGCUCAAACAUUAUGGCGGUAGGGCCGUGGUCAGUUCGUACAUUUAAUGUCGCAGCUGAUGAUGAUAACGACAAAAAGCGAGUUUUAACUUCCGACUACUCUAUCGAUAUCGAUGAAUCUAAUGGUUCAAAAUACGAGAGUAACAAGAACAUCGUGUAUGGUUCGUUGGUGUAUGUGAUUGGUUUUCCACUUGCUAUCAUACUGGUAUUGUACCGUAGAUACAAACGCCAUGGGGAACGAUCUGGUACAAUGGGAAUGAGGUUUUUCUGCAAGCAAUACAGUUCCAGGUUUUGGUACUGGGAGGUAAUUGAUAUGUACAACAAAGCUAUACUCGCCCUUAUUGCUAACUUCAAGGAUGACGAACCCUCCAACAUGUCAUAUUCGCUCUUCAUCACGGUCAUCCUCAUAGCAUUACAUCUGUAUCUUGAACCAUUUAAGGAGAAGUCAGAUCAGAGGUUCCAGUUGUUGACACUUGUCUUCGUUAUCGUCAACUUGUCGGUUGGCGCAAUUGUUGACAUGACAGAGUCCGGGGGAGUUUUGAUGUACAUCACAGACGACACAAUAUCUGUUCUUCGUGACGUCACACCCUUUAUUCUUUUGCUACUCAAUCUCUCAAUUAUGUUGGUAGUAUUUGUUGAUCUACUUAAAAAAGUCAAGGAGGGCUUCUCUGAAAGGUCGACUGGCUUACUCAAACUCAGAAAUGUUGGCGAUGAAGUAGAAAACAACGGGGAUGAUCAAAACGAAAUUUCCUCAAUACUUCAAGAUUUCGACAGCUUAUCAACAUACAAUCCUACGAAUAAUAGCUAAUAGUUGUGAAUGGAAUACUAACGCUAUAAUCGUUUGCCGUUCAAUUUAUUAUAUGAAUAAGCUUUACAAUUACAUCUAUACUCAAUGGUCUUUAUGUGAUAAUAAUGUAAUAUAAAUGACUGACCUACAGUACAACAUUUCGUUUUCCUUUCGUAUAUAUUUGAGAUACAUUUAUGUAUACAGUCUCCUAUUAUUUUAAUAACAAUAUUUUCCCCGAUUUAAAGACACAUAUAGGUACUACAGGCCAUUGCAUUUUUUUACUACAAAAUAAUGUUAACAUCUCUCUUUUUGACUCAGAACCGACAUUCUACGUUUCUACUUCUGCAAAGAAGCGGCUCGUCAAGAUUCUCGUUCACACUCAAGCAUAUCAAUUUAAAGAAAACGUUCCAUCAGUUAUGAGAAAACAAUUAUUAUUAUUAUUAUUAUUAUUAUUAUUAUUGGAUUUUGUAAUUUGUGUAUAUUUCCAUAUUAUGUUCAGGAAAAGGAACUAUUUCGUUAAUACGCUACGCCACAUACGAUAUUAAACCUCUUUUUUAUUCUGAAAAUAAUUAUACCAUAAUCUGAUUUUUAUUUAUUUAUUUAUUUAUUUAAACCCAUGUUUAAGAAGUGUAACUUAUCCGGCAAAGCUGAUCAUUUAGGUCUCUCACAUAUAUUAUUAAAAAAUACAAUACAGCUAUGAAACAAGUAAAACGCAUAAAAAAAGAUAAGAAACAUAAAAAUAAAACCAUUUACAUGGAGUAAGAGAAAUGCUUUAUCGUAAAUUUAAAACAGUUGAAAGAGCCAAUAGAAUGAAUAAAAUUAUAAAUACAAUAUAAAUAUAGAUAGAUCUCUAUAAUGGAAGAGGCUCGGUAGGCGAUGCAGCCAAGUUGGAGUGAUAUUCUUUGAGCAUUAAAGAUAUUGAGAGUGUUAUGAAAGGAGUUACAUGCAGUGUGAGAGAGAAGAUUCAGAAUGAUACGAAUGCCUCUGUUUUGAAGUUUCCUGGUUUUUAAUAUAUGUGCUGGUCUGGCACCCCACAAAGAGUUAUAUUAAUUAAUGUCUUUGAGGGGCACUACAGUUUUAAACAGAAGAAUAGAGGAAAGUUGACUUUCGGCAAGAAGAAAA